This is a messenger RNA of Leptopilina boulardi, 3295 nucleotides long. Its product is annotated as deubiquitinase DESI2. The record is from RefSeq and is a predicted model, not a curated record. Gene Ontology annotation, biological process: protein deubiquitination. Bases 574 to 1185 code for a protein of 203 amino acids. NCBI's taxonomy places the organism in Eukaryota, Metazoa, Arthropoda, Insecta, Hymenoptera, Figitidae. Gene Ontology annotation, molecular function: deubiquitinase activity. The transcript has 7 exons.
AAAUAUUGAUUUUUGUGUAUAAAAAGAAAAAAUUAAAUCACUUUAAUAGACUGAACAAAACGAGAUGAAAAUUCUUUAUAUUAAAUAAAUAAUGAGGUGAUAGAUGUAAAUAAAUAGUGGAGAAAAUGUGAAUGUCCCUUUAAAAAAAAAAAAAAAAAGAAUGUUUCUUUUUCUUACCAUCGAUGACUCAUCUUCGUUGUUGUUUUACUCGUGUUUGAAGGGAAAAUUGACAUUCAUUGACAUUUCUUUCUAUUUUCAAUUAAAACAAAACUGAUGUAAAUUAAAUUUUAUACUUAAAAAUAUAGUACUACAUUCUACUGUAUAUAUAAGAGAAAAAGUGAUUUAAUUUUUCAUUUUCAAUUUAAAGGUUAUCUUUUGUUUAUUUUUAUUUUAUUGAAAUUGUGUUAGAAUCUUCACUACGGGGUUUUGAGAAAAAAAAACUAAUUUUAGGAUAUUAGAAACAAAGAAAAAAUCAGAUACAAAUUUCAUUUUGAAGAGGAAUGCAGAAAUUUUGAAUUCGUAAGGUGUUCUGGAUACAUAGAUAGUGCUGAGUGCUUCAAGUACAAAGUGUCUAUGAUGUUUUCGUCAGGUCUUGGAUGCAAUCUCUCGUUUCCUAGUUGUUUGGGUUAUCCACAAGAGAGUGAAGAACUUAUUCCAAGGAUGGCACGUGAACCGAUAACUCUCAACGUUUAUGAUAUGUACUGGAUUAAUGAAUACACGACUCCUAUUGGUUUGGGAGUUUAUCAUUCCGGUGUUGAAAUUUACGGCGUAGAAUAUGCAUACGGUGGUCAUGCAUAUCCAAUGACGGGAAUUUUCGAAAUUUCGCCACGUGAUGCUUCUGAAUUAGGGGAACAAUUUAGAUUCAGACAGUCUGUGCAUAUUGGUUAUACAGAUUUUACAGAAGAAGAUGUACCAAGAAUUGUCUCUGAAUUGGGAAAAGAUUUUCGAGGUGAUCGAUAUCAUUUAAUGAAUAAAAAUUGCAAUCAUUUCAGCAGUCAAUUUACACAGAUUUUGUGCGAUCAAGAAAUUCCUGGUUGGGUAAAUCGUUUGGCGUAUAUCAGUUCCUGUGUUCCAUUUCUUCAGCGCUGCCUUCGAAAGGAGUGGCUGACACCUGUCGCUCUUCAACAUUCGAUUAGUCAGGUCAGUCACAACGACAGUACACCACCAUCUGAUACUUCUUUGUAACAUUUAUUGAGUAACGCGCACGAAAAUUAUCAAGAUGACGAUGAUGAAUAUAAGGUUUUUAAAUGCCGUAGAAGUUAUACCUUCUAGAAAAUUUACACAGCAUGCGUACAAAGAAUAUUAUUAAUAUAACAUUCAUAUAUUUAGAACAUUUUUAGUAUGCAUAAUUAAAGCUAAAUAUAAAAAUAAAAUUUUGAGAGUUUCAAGCGCCUUCGUUUCAAGGCACUUAACUCUAGGCAAAAAAAAAGAAAAUAUUAAUUCUUAAAGGUACAUUCUCAUAUAAAUACUAAAAGAAAUUUAAAUAAAUAAAUACUAAUAUAAAUUCAUUUUUUUUUUAAUUUAGCAAUAAAUAAAUUUUACUCCUUUAAUUUUGAUUAUUAAACAUGAGAAUGUAGCCUUAAAUUAUGAAAUUAGAAAAUUUUUUGCCAUUUUUUUGGCAAAUAUUAAAGAAAAAUAAUUAAAAUUUAGCCCCAUGAACAAAAAUCAAUUAAAUAUUUAUGGCUUCCUUGAUGAUCCAGAAUAUUCCUCAAAUAAUACAGUCAAAGAUUGCUCUAUUUUAUUAUUUAAUUUAGAAGAGAAAACAGGGGGCUGAAAUUGUGCUUUAAUUGUAGAGAGAUUAUAGGCGCGUAAUUAUAUUUGAUUAAUAAUUGAGCGCAAGAUUACAGUUCGAAUAAUAAAAAAAAAUCGAUUGCCUACGAAUCAAAUCCUCAAGGAGACUGAAAAAGCUUAUUUACGAACCGCUUAAAUGAGCUUACUGAAAUAAAAAAAAAAUGAUUUCUUAAAAACUCGUUUCAACGAAAGCAAACGAGACUUUUUUUGUAGACUCGACAGAAAAAAAACCCCCACCUAAGAUUUUUGCUCUAAAGUAUUAUUUUUAUUUGUUUGUUUUUCUUUUGCUCGCGUAAUUUUACCGUAUAUAACAAUAGAUUUCGCGGAUCUAUAAUUAGAUCAACGAGAGGAAUUUUUCAUCUCGAGGAGGAUUUUAUACUCCGUAAGUUAUUACAUCGAUAGCCAACCAAAUGAAUUGACAAGGUCUAUAUAAAAUUGUAAAUAAUAUUGUUGUCUUCAAAACGAAUAACGUUAUUUGUUAACAAAAAAAAAUGAAAAAAAAAGAAAAAUAUUGUAGACGAGUUUAACGUGUUCAAUGGGGGUAACAAAAAAAAAAAAAAAAAAAAAUAACCGUCUACGAUUUCAAAAAAUUUACUUUUUCUACGUCACAUAUAAAGGUCCAUAAAUUAUUAGUGCCAAGUUGCUUCCCUACUCGUAUUUUUUAUCAAUAUUUUUCCCCUAUUUUUCUCAGACCUCAAUAAGAAUUAUUGUGUCAAUUGCAAAGUUGUUUAAUUUUUUUUUAAAUGGGAAAAUUUAAUUCCAAAAUUGAUUGAAAUUUUGAUUGCUUAGUCUAUAAAAAGUUUAAAAAAUUUUCACAGGUAAACUAAUAUUAUUAUUCUUUUAAAAAGACGAAAAAAAUAUUUUAUUCUCAGAAAUUCAAUUUUUUUAAAAUGACACUACUCUUAAUUUAAAAAUCUAAAAUUUUUUAUUCACUGACAACAAAAUGUAAAUCACUUUGGAAAUUUUCCUUUCUGUGUUAUUUGUUUAAAAAAAAAAUUGUGAGUGUUUUUUUUAAACUAUAGAUACAAAUAACAGUGAUAUGAAAUUGCAUUUAAAAAAAAAAAAAAUGCACAAAAAAUGUUGUGAAAAUAAUUGAGAAAUGUUUCGUCGUUUUAAAUUUUAAGAAUGGAUGUGUGUCUCUCUUUUUCUUUUAUUUCGAGAAAAUCGGCGAUUUGUUAAAGGAUAUCGAGUUGUUAAAAUGAAAUUUUUUUUUGAUGACUUACUUUCUUAGAUGUAAUUAAUGUGCUGGUAGUAAAAAAAAAAAUAAUCGGAGUAAAAAAAGCUUAUAAUGGAAUUUUGUACCGUUUUUCUAGUGUCUAUAAAAUUUCUUGUUAAAAUAAAUAUCUCGGUAUCUUUCAACCAUUUUUUAUAUCACUGCUCGUUGUAAAUUAUGUACAUUUUAUGAUUUUUUUAAAAUGAAAAUACUUUUCAGUUAUUAUUGUAAGUAGCAAUUAAUUUGAUGAAUGUUCGAAUUUAUUUUAAUUAAUAAUAUAAAUCACAUGUU